Phycomyces blakesleeanus NRRL 1555(-) is the source of this 729-nucleotide messenger RNA. RefSeq lists its product as hypothetical. The record is from RefSeq and is a predicted model, not a curated record. The coding region runs from base 53 to 493 and encodes 146 amino acids. Lineage: Eukaryota; Fungi; Mucoromycota; Mucoromycetes; Mucorales; Phycomycetaceae. The transcript has 2 exons. Gene Ontology annotation, molecular function: protein binding.
GGCCGUAGAGGCCUUAUCGAAACUGUAUUUUGAAGGAAGCUCCGAGAGUGGGAUGAAGCAAGACUACGAACAGGCGCACUACUGGUGUAUUCGUGGAGACGACAUCUGGCCAUCCGGAUUGGGUUAUUGUCAAACGUGUCUCGGAGAUAUGCAUCGUGCAGGAUUGGGCGUUCCUAAAGACCUUGUUCGAUCGUUCGAGUAUUACCAGAAAGCGGCGAGUCAGCAGGACGCACCCCAGAACUAUGCUCGUUACAUGUUAGGCGAAAUGUUCUUUAAGGGGGAAGCAUGGCCACAAAACUUUGCUGUCGCGGUGGAGUAUUACAAGCUAGCCGCAAAUGAAGACCAUGAAUUGUCUCGACUUCGAUUAGAAGAAAUCUCACGGCUAGAGGCAACAAGAGCAGAAGAAGAACGAGUAAAGGCUGAGCAAGCCCUUAAGCGGAAGACAUGGAGAAUAUGGACACUAUUUACUAAUCGACGCAAGGCAGCUGUCUAAGAUAAUUAUUGGCCCUUCCCCCAUUUUUUUUUUAAUUUUCUUGUUUCUUUACACUCUAUACCAAAGCAUAGCACAUCAUUGCAGUAAUACGAUACAUUUCUACUUAUAUCCUCCUUCUUGGGGAUCUUAUUUAUUUCAUUUUAUUUCCCCUUAUUUUACUCCAUUGUUCGAUCCUUGUUUAUUUAUAUAUUUUUAAGGGGAAGGUAUAUUAUUGAAUCUUGAGGGUAUUAAGCAUG